AUGGCUGUUGUUAGUGGAACUUACCGUAUGGUGUCGGAGGAGGAGCAGGCUCUCAGAGCCAAGCUGGAACGUCUCACUGUCAAGGACCAUGGGCCAGUGUUUGGACCCUGCGCGAGUCUGCCAGACCACACCAAGCAGAAGGCCAAGGACGAGCUGAAUGAGACAGAUGAGAAGCGGGUGGCAGCAGUGAAGGAGCUGCGAGGAAUGAUUAAGGAGAAGGCAGAUGGAGGCGAUGACCUGGCCAAAGGCGUGCAGGACACGUUUGGGGAUAAACCAGACAGUAUGCUGGUCCGCUUCAUCCGCGCCAGGAAGUUUGAUGUGCCCAGAGCCUUUGAGCUUAUGAAGGGCUACGUGCGUUUCAGGAAGGAUUACCCCGAGCUAUUUGAGAAUCUGACCCCAGAGGCCGUACGCAGCACCAUCGAGGCUGGCUACCCCGGCAUCCUGCCGAGCAGAGACAAAUACGGCCGUGUGGUUCUGCUCUUCAACAUCGAGAACUGGGACUACGAGGAGAUCACCUUUGAUGAGAUCCUUCGGGCCUACUGCGUGAUCCUGGAGAAGCUGCUGGAGAACGAGGAGACUCAGAUCAACGGGUUCUGCAUCAUUGAGAACUUCAAGGGCUUCACCAUGCAGCAGGCGUCUGGAAUCAAACCCACCGAGCUCAAGAAGAUGGUGGACAUGUUGCAGGAUUCAUUCCCUGCCCGUUUCAAAGCUGUGCACUUCAUCCACCAGCCCUGGUACUUCACCACCACCUACAAUGUGGUCAAACCACUCAUGAAGGGCAAGCUGCUAGAGAGGGUGUUUGUCCACGGAGACGAGCUGGAAAACUACUACAAGGAGUUUGACGCUGACAUCCUUCCCUCUGAGUUCGAUGGAAAAGGUUCCAAGUAUGACGGCAAGGCCACAGCAACCAAGCUGUUCGACUAA
Morone saxatilis (striped sea-bass) is the source of this 924-nucleotide messenger RNA. It is a transcript of the gene rlbp1b, whose product is annotated as retinaldehyde binding protein 1b. The transcript has 7 exons. Gene Ontology annotation, molecular function: phosphatidylinositol bisphosphate binding. Gene Ontology annotation, cellular component: membrane. Lineage: Eukaryota; Metazoa; Chordata; Actinopteri; Moronidae. The coding region runs from base 1 to 924 and encodes 307 amino acids. The record is from RefSeq and is a predicted model, not a curated record.